Molecule: messenger RNA, 596 nt
Organism: Lycium ferocissimum
Lineage: Eukaryota; Viridiplantae; Streptophyta; Magnoliopsida; Solanales; Solanaceae
Product: late embryogenesis abundant protein 1-like
Exons: 3
Coding region: 29-292 (87 amino acids)
Source: RefSeq, a predicted model, not a curated record
UAUAUAUAUAUAUAUAUCCAAAAUCAAGAUGGCAAGUGCUCAAUGCAAUCGUGAUCAAUUCCACAACCAAGCUGAGGCCAAAUCAGAGCAAUGGGUAGAAUCAGGUAACAAUAGAGCCUCUAUUAACAAAGUUGAAGAUGCAAUCCAAAGAGCUCGUGAAUCAGCUCAACAAAAAAGGGAACAAAAUUCUGGAUUCCUUCACCAUACUGGAGAACAAAUGAUGCACAUGGCUCAAGAUGCGGUUGAUGGGGUGAAGAACACAUUUGGAAUUGGAUCAAACAAAAAUAAGUGAAAGACAAUACUACCAUUUUUCCAGGGAAUUAUCAUCGCUAUGUUAUAAGCAUUUUUAAUUAAUCAGAAUUAUCAUCACUAUGUUAAUAUUAUAAGCAUGUUAUAAUUUUUGUUAAUUGGUGUUUGGGUAUCAGACUACUUGUAAAAAAAGAAGAAAAAAAAAGACCUCAAUAUAAGAUACGCGUUGUUUCUUUUCCAUCUUCUUCCCUUCUUGUCUUUCUCUUUCGGUUAGAUAUAGUUAUGCUUCCGGUGCCGAUGAAUGGUAGUUUCAGAGUUCGAGAUGCUUGAGUUUGUGGAUUCCGCAA